This is a messenger RNA of Sceloporus undulatus (fence lizard), 2902 nucleotides long. It is a transcript of the gene IHO1, whose product is annotated as interactor of HORMAD1 1. Gene Ontology annotation, cellular component: condensed nuclear chromosome. The coding region runs from base 782 to 2143 and encodes 453 amino acids. The transcript has 5 exons. The record is from RefSeq and is a predicted model, not a curated record. Gene Ontology annotation, biological process: homologous chromosome pairing at meiosis; DNA recombination; meiotic DNA double-strand break formation. NCBI's taxonomy places the organism in Eukaryota, Metazoa, Chordata, Lepidosauria, Squamata, Phrynosomatidae.
GGCCUCAUAGCCCGAAAAACUCACAAAAAACUAUGGAUACUGGCCAUGAAAGCCUUUGAUUUCACCUUGUUUGAUACAUUUAUAUAUCAAAGGGAUAUAGAAUAUGGCUAUUUCUAUGGUGUAUCUGAACUCAUUGAACCUUUUGAUAGCAUACUUCCUUCUUUCACCACACAUGGAGAAUUGGAUAUACUGUAAUAUAAUGAGAAAAUUCACUUCCCAAUUUUGAUUAGAGUCAUAAUUGCACCCUCCUUGUAAAAGGUCAAUAUACAGCAAGGGUUUUGUCAUGUUUAUUUCUGCUAGCUGAAAUAUUAAACAGAACUUUCUCAUCUAGUUCCUUUAUUUUAGCGAUUUCUAAUACAGUAUUGAACUAACCACGCUGUUAAAUGACCAAGUAUUUUUUCUUGGUGACAUUUAUUAGUAACAAAUGAUUUAGCUCCAUCCCCUGUAUUUCACUACUGAUGUCAUUUCAGGCACAUUUUAAUUUGUUUUAAAGGUUUUUAAUCCUUACAUUCCGAGUCUGUGAUUCUAAACCCUUUCUGUUCCUGAGGGAUGAGGUUUCUGAAGCAAAUCCUUUUUAACAAGGCAACGAAGAGCAUCACAGCAUCCCUUCCACAAAUGGGGUUGUUCUUUCUUAUCUUAAGUCUGUUAUGUGCAGAUGAGAUAUAAGUUAUUAUCAUUGAAAUGUCACUUGCAAAGUACGCAAUGGUUACAAUUUGCUUGAUGUGCCAUUUCAGGGAUGAUAAUGCAAACUGAAGCCCUUAGUAACUUCUGAACUGUAGUUAUGCCUCUCUAUUUUCCAAUCUGUGCAGACAGGCGUGACUUCCAGAGGUAUACAGCACCUUCCAGUGAGGUUUUAAACAGUUUUAUUUUGAACACCAAGGAAAGUCUUCAAAGAUUGCAGUCCUCCUUGGAUAAAUUUGCAGACACCAUGAAAUUAGUUCUGGAUGCCUUGGAAAACCUUCCAAAGACAAUGCAAGAAACUUCUCAGUCUCAUUAUGGAUUGAUACUGAAAGCUUUAAAAGAGAAAAAUGAAAUGGAGCAGACAUUACUGGGAAUGGAGAAAAGGCUUCAGGAUAAAGACACUGAAAUCUCUGAUCUGAAAGCCAACCUGCAAUUAUUAAAAGAGACUCUGGAGCAAUUAACAACUCAGCAGAAGGAGCAGCACCUGAGCCUCUGUGAGCAGUUAGGCCUCAUGCAGCUCCCCAGUCUUGUUGGUGAGCUGAAGACAUUCAUGUCUGUACCCAGAGCGCCCAGUCAUAUAAAGGACAACGUCUCCCAAACAUCUCCAGAUUUGCUAUCAACACAACAAUCUCAUGAUUCCCACUGGAGUACUUUAAAUGUACCUCCUGGAAACAAGGUUAUUACUGUGGUUGCUUCUUCACAAAGCAAAGAAUAUGUUGACAUGCAGCAGCAGAGUAGACAUAUUGCAGCCAGAGGCCACGAUGCUAACAAUGUUCUUUGCGUAUGCUGCCCCAGUGCAGCUUUUCCUACAGGAAGCUCUGAGGGAUGUUGGCUACUUACUCAAGACCUCAGUCAAGCCACACCCAUCAGGAAAGUAGUUAAGAGAGACAAUCGGGCAAAUACUAGGAGGUCUUUACAAGGCAAUGCGUUCCUGCAAAACCAUGCAGAUGAUCACAAAAAUGAAGCACUACCCACAGACAGAAAGAUGGAAAGUAAAGGUAGAGGUAAGAAAAAAAGAAAGGGAAAGCCAAAAAUAUGGACCCGCAGGAAAAGAUUUCAUUCUUCUAGGAAAGAAAUAAAUUGUUUGAAGUUCAUCAAUCCCAAUAUGAAGCAAGAAAUAAAUGAAAGAGAGUAUUCUAAGUCAGAGAAGUCGCAGUGGUCUUAUAGGAAUCCUAGGAGCCCAGAUGAUUCUAACUUGGGACCUUGCACAGUUGUGCUCCAGUCCCAUGAAAACACACAGUAUGUUGCCAAUGUGCAAGGGACGUCUGGACUUAAAAACAGAGUGGAUCUUUCCAGUGCAAAAAAUAAUUGUUUCUGGCUAAACUCCUCUCCAGAAGGUUGUUUAUCCCCAAACCAGGAAAACUGGUUCAGUCUUUUUGAUAGUAAACCCUAUGGUACUUCAUGCCAGGAGGGAACCAAAAGAUAUUGCCCAUUAUUUUUUGAUAGUGAAUAUUCUGACUAAAGGUGUUCUGUAUAUGGCAGAUCUCUGUCAACAUAAGAUCUUUAUUGUACAUGUUUUUAUAAAAUAGUGUAAAAAAUAGUUGUACAUCACAAACAAUAGUAUCCUCCUGUACUUGGAAGUAUUAGAGUACCUCUGACCUUGAGCAAAAUUAAGUAUUUCUGGUUCCUUUAAAAAGAUUGGACAUGUUCUGAUAUUGCUUACCUAGGAGCAUUCUCAGUCUGAGAAGACUCUCAGCCAUAUUUCCUGUCUUUUCAUCACCACUAAAAGAAAAGUAUAUUAUAUUAUAAAUGAUACCUUGUUUAUUUUGACAUCAUAUCUCAUUGAACCUGCCCUCCUCCUGAAUCCAUCUUCAGAAAGAAUGGUUGUUUUCCAAUACAGAACCUGAGACAUACUAUAUGCAAACAGAUUUGCACAUUUUACAAAUUUAACAAAAUGCAGCCCAGGAAAUUCAGUUUCUCCCCAUGCCAAGAGUCUUGAGGGAGAAUUAUAUGUGUGCCCAGACUCUUACAGGGUUGUGGUUUUUUUCCUUUAUUAAGCUAUGUCUCACUUUUCCUUUUCCAAAGGAAUGCUAUUUUCUCCAGCGUCUUUUUAAUAUUUGUUAAAUCGAAAGAGGCAGCCAUUGUUUACUUCAUUCUGUGAGGAGGACUGGUUGUGUGGGUUUGAGCACAGGAACAAAGUCAAAAGAUUCAGUUGCUUUAUUUAGGGUUUGUCUGUUUGAAAUGUGUUGAUUUAGCAUGCAUAAUAAAAGUUGCAAAAAUA